Molecule: messenger RNA, 1725 nt
Organism: Chara braunii
Lineage: Eukaryota; Viridiplantae; Streptophyta; Charophyceae; Charales; Characeae
Source: the annotation of a GenBank genome assembly
CGGCGGCGUGGGCGUCCCUUGCGGCUGAUGGCAGCAAUGUUCCUUGGCGGAAGCGUUUGGGAACGGGGUGGCGGCUGCGUGUCGGCGGGCACGCCGAAUGUACGUGUACACGUCCAAAGCAGCAGACACGCCGUCACACGAUCGCCAUCGUUGUCGUCUUCGCAGGCGCACCUUCGUCGUCGAUGUGUACGCCGUGCACUCCGGUCGUCACUCGCAGCAUCGCUGUUGUGCGCCCCGGCACACAUGGAGUCUUCGGUACUUGGCGACGCCCACGUUGACAGUACCAGUUUCGGUGAUGGACAUGAACGGGAAGGCAGGCCGUGACGCACUGAGCAAGGCGGAGAGGACGGCGGUGGCAGCGGCCGUGAACGCCAUCCUCUUUCGGUGUCAAUUGCAGAGGAGGGAGGGGAGGAUGAGAGCGGCCAUUCGUGCAAGGCGGAAGAGGACGUUGCAGUCCAUGAAUGUGGAUGUAGAGGACACUGGUGCCAUUUGCGAAGCCGUGCUGCAGGUGUGCUACGCCAUGGGGUGUGGAGCAUUUCCCAGAGCGACACCCAGGUGGUGGAUGAAGCGACGGACAAGGGGGACGUGGGAGGAUCUGCGCCAAGGCGACGACGCGACGGCCGACUACUUCAAGGACAAGCUGCGCAUGUCGCCACGUGUAUUCCGAGAGAUCGCGGAAGCUCUGUCUCCCUUCCUUCAACGGUGUGUCACUUUCUAUAGGGAGCCUCUCCAGCCUGACCACAUUGUCGAGUACGCUUUGUGCAGGUGGGUGUCGGGGAAGACGUACGAGAGCGGGACAUCCAGCUUAAGCAUUGUCAUAUCUUUUGGGUUGUGCGCUGUGCGGGAUGUAACUGCGGCGUUGCUGAGUGCGUCGGGAAAGUUAUCGUGGCCGAUGGGGCUGCAGAAGGCGGUCGUCUUCCGUGCUUUGUUGACAAGGGUUUCCCCAACUGCCAUGGGUGCAUCGACUGCACCCACAUCUUCAUCAACAAGCCAGCGAAUUGCCCCGGGGAGGACUACUACGAUAGAAACGCCGUUUCUCCAUCCAGGCGUAGGUCGUCGUCGAUGUGAACUUGCGCGUGCUAGAUCUGUUCGUUGGAUAUCCUGGAAGUUGCCACGACGUGAGGAUCAUCCGCCUGUUGAGUUUAUGGACGCGCGCGGAGGCAGGGGAGCUUUUCAGUGGGCCACCUGUCAUGCUGCCUUUCGGUGUGCAGACGAACGGGUAUCUGCUGGGAGACAACGGUUAUCCCCCUCCGGAUGGGUAGUCGUCCCCUAUGGCGGUCUCUCACAGCACCCGUCGGAGCUGCGCUUCGACAACAAGCAGAAGACGGCGAGGGGAGAAGUUGAGAGGGCUUUCUACAGACUGAAGGGGAUGUGGAGGUUGUUCCUUCACUCCCACAAGACGAACAUGGAGAUGUUGCCGCAGCAGUUCGUCGCCGUCUGCAUUCUGCACAACAUACUCAUCGACGAAGGGAUCCCCUUCGACGACAAUCUUCUGUGGGAGGUCGGGCCGAACGAUGUGUGUCACAAGGUGGACCUUGGGAUGCAGCGGUCCUUGAGGCCGUUGUGUAUGAAGUCGUCGACGGGGGAUGCGCUCAUUCUGCGGGACGCAUUGGCGGAGCGAAUGGGCGCGCAGUGAACACGGCCAGGCGUGCGGAGCGAGCGGCUGCGAUGACGUAGCUGCGGCGAGAAAUCGGAGCACAUAACUCGGGGAGCAGGCGAGAUUAG